Calypte anna (Anna's hummingbird) is the source of this 4209-nucleotide messenger RNA. It is a transcript of the gene SYAP1, whose product is annotated as synapse associated protein 1. Gene Ontology annotation, cellular component: cytoplasm; synapse. The transcript has 9 exons. NCBI's taxonomy places the organism in Eukaryota, Metazoa, Chordata, Aves, Apodiformes, Trochilidae. Bases 119 to 1192 code for a protein of 357 amino acids. The record is from RefSeq and is a predicted model, not a curated record.
CGGAAGUAACGUAUGCGGAAGGAGUGGGUAGCCCAGGCUUCCGCGUACACAGCUGCUGGCCUUCGGGCGUCGGGUGUGACCGUUAACGGCCGAGUGCGGCCGCCGCCGCCCCCGCGCCAUGUUGCGCGGCUUGGGCAGCUGGCUGGGGCUGGAGCGGGCAGGCGAGGAGAAGCUGCUGUCCGCCGAGGAGAGGAGCAGGUCCGCGGAGGAGGAAGAGGAGGAGGAGGCGGCAGCCUGCGAGGAGCCGGCCGUGCAGAGCGAGGAGCAAGUGGAUUCGGAGGCCCUCCUCAGCCAAGCCAAGGGACUCGGCAGUUACCUCUUCAAUUUUGCCACUGCUGCUACAAAAAAGAUAUCUGAAUCUGUUGCUGAAACAGCACAUACAAUAAAGAAGUCUGUGGAAGAAGGAAAGAUUGACAGUAUCAUUGACAAGACAAUUAUUGGAGAUUUUCAGAAGGAACAGAAAAAAUUUGUCCAAGAGCAGCAAACAAAAAAAUCAGAAGCAGCAGUUCCUCCCUGGGUAGACAGCAAUGACGAAGAGACAAUUCAGCAACAAAUACUGGCCUUAUCAGCAGAUAAACGAAAUUUUCUGAGGGAUCCUCCAGCAGGUGUGCAGUUUAAUUUUGACUUUGAUCAGAUGUACCCUGUUGCAAUGGUGAUGUUACAAGAAGAUGAACUUCUCAAUAGGAUGAGGUUUGAUCUCGUUCCCAAACACGUAAAGGAGGAGGUGUUCUGGAGAAAUUAUUUCUACAGGGUGUCCCUAAUUAAACAGUCCGCACAACUCACUGCACUUGCAGCUCAACAACAAGCAGUAGGAAAAGAAGAGAACAAAGACAGAGAAGAGGAUAGUGAACUGAAAGAAACAGUACGGCCCAAAACACCACCUGUUACAAUAAAGCCACAAAUAAAAUCUCAAGAGGAUGAGGAAGAGAUUUCCACGAGUCCAGGUGUAUCAGAAUUUGUGAGUGAUGCUUUUGAUGCCUGUAAUCUGAAUCAGGAAGACCUAAGAAAAGAAAUGGAACAACUGGUGCUAGACAAAAAAGGAGAAGAGACUUCAGUAGUAGAAGAAGAAACUGCUGAUUGGGAAAAGGAAUUACAACAAGAGCUUCAGGAGUAUGAGGUGGUGACAGAAUCAGAAAAGCGAGAUGAAAACUGGGAUAAAGAAAUAGAAGAAAUGCUGCAAGAAGACAAUUAAGCAUUUUCACAAAAUCACUAUAACCCUAAGCUUUUCCUGAGGACUGCCGUGUAUUUCUGCUUUCAUAUUAUGCUUACAAAAGAUCUUCAAAAGACAUUUAAGAAUCUAAAAUCAUUAUAAUUCCCUAUGGGGAUACAACCAGUAUUUCUGUUCUUUAUAUGAGCAGUUUCUGAACUUCUACAUUCUUCAAAAGAAAACUUUAAAAAAAAAAAGAUGAGACAGACACUGCAGACUACAUGUCUUAAUUAAAAGUGAUAACAUUACAUGAGGCAACAGUUUAGUCUGAGGGAUUUUUAGGUGAUCAAGAAGCUCUGCAAAUAGAUUUCUAAAUCUAAGAAUAUCAAUUUGUUGGCUUACAGACUUCUGUUUGGGAUGUAAAAAUGGAGUUGUACGUAACUUUGUCCUUGAAAAUAGCUCUCUCGUCACAUUUGCACUCUGAUCCCUGUAUAAUCUGUAAAUGUGUACUAUUUUAAGGUACUUGUAGCUAUUAGCUUUCAUGUGUAUUUAUCUUCCUUAAUGUGUGUAGCCAAAGAAUUUAUAGAAGACCAUAUCGGAUAACUUCUGACAAUUUAUUAAAAAAAUACUAAUUUAGACUCCAAAGGAAGUACUGAUUAAUUAUUGAUCAGAUAUGAUUAACUGGCAAUCAUUUAAGUAUUUAAAUAAGAACAGUCUUAUUAACUGCUUCAAUUAAACUGUUGGUUUGUUUUUUUUUUGUCAAAAUAUCAUUUUAAGGUCCUUCCUUUCCCUGUAGAGAAAAAUGGUUUAAUGCAUUUAAUGAAGAUCGUUAUGUUUCCAUUUGAUUUUGCUGUCUAAGUGAGAGGAAAUUAAAUGUUUCUUUUUACAUGCUGAAACAAUGUUAAAACUUUGGCUGAUUUGGACAUCUUUAUUAAAUACUGUAGAUAUGUAUGAAAUUGGCUCUUUAUUUGGAGGGAAGAGUGAGGUGCAAACAUAUCUCAGACUUACACAGAUUUCAAAAGUAUACUUUGUCACAGUGCUGAAGACAGAAUUUCAAGAAAAAAUAGUUUUCUUUAAAAAAUUUUUUGCUUCUUCUUCAGUAUCUGGAUGUUUUCAGUAGUUUUACCAUUUUGAGUAUGUAUAUAAAUGAAAAUUUGCUAUUCUAUUUGUUAUCUACUUCAUAAACUUCCAUGACAAAAUAUUCUUUAAAUUUCAAUUAUGUAGGAAAAGAGGUGAAAUUAAUUACAUAGGAAACAUUAAGCACAAUUGAAUUGUAGGCAUGUUACAAGCAGUAAGCUCUGUCUUAAUUAUAUAAUUCUGCAGAAAACUUCUGUAAAGAGACUGAAAACAUUAUAACUGUAAUUAUUCAGUCAAUAUUCAUCCCGUGGGAACUGGAAAGAGAUAAGUAGUUUUAACUGCUGCUAACUGUAAGAAAGGAUUAUUUUAAAUUGUCUCAAUUAGCAGCUUAGAAAGCCCUCCUGUAUUUCUCAUUUCAUGGAAAAUGAAUUGUUUGAAACUACAUUUCUCAAAUUAGUUUCUUUACUACUAUAUGCUUUCUCAACUACAAAUCAUCUCGAGCUUGGUUUGUAUUUUAUAGUGGUUCUCACUAUUAGUUAAUAGAUGCAAGAGAAGUUGAGGUCAAGGCCACAAAAGUUUAAAUCUGUUACAUUCAUAAAGAUCAGACUAUUUAAAGCUUAAUGUUUACUUUUGACAAAUAACAGAUGUUCACAGAUUUAAGCUGGAGACAUUAGGAUCUGUCUACUGUAGUUUGACUCAACACCUUUGAAAAAGAUGGGUACUUCUAUUCUGAUAAUAGCAAAUCUCCCCAAAAUGACUCAGAGCUAAAAAAUGCUGCUCCCCAUGUCCCCUUUCUUAAAAACCACUUGAUCAUUCAUAGUGUUUUUGAGAUUUAUGGCAUGCAUAUUUGCAUGGUGUUUCUACAUCAAGCUGCAGCUUUUCUGUCCAUGUAAGCAUAGCCUAUAUAAUGGGUAUAGGUGUGAAGCUCCACCUUUCAUAAGAGAUGAUUCCCUACAUAUAAAACUGUAGAUUUUUAAUCUUAUGAAAAGAAGAUAUGUCUUAAAAAACAAACAAAAAAAACCCUACAACACUAAUUACAUUUGCAUUUAAGAAGGCAAUAAUGUAGCAAGGCUUAAUCUGACUGAUCUCUGGUAAUUAAAUUCUACUCUUAAUAUUCUCAAAUCUGCAUAUCUAGUUUUAACCUGGAAAGCUAAGUAAGUUUUGUGUAAUCCUGCACAGUUUUCAGGACAGAUCUGUGCCUUUCAUUUCAUUGCUAAAAGUGCCAAUCGGGUUUUAUUGUCCAUGGAAAGAGGCAAAGUGUCUGCAUUACACUUGUCACAGGAGCAGGAGAUGAAUGCAGGUGACUUCAUGUUCAUGGUGGAUUUUAUUGGCCUUAGUAGUCCAAAUGUGUCUUAAUAAUGUAUUUGAUAAGCAAGUAUGCUGGAAUUUUCUUAUCAUUCCAAGCACUGGGAUGGUGCAGAUGGUAAAGUCCAGCAAAACAACAGUAUCAAGGACAAAAUGGAAAGAAACCAAUAAUGAGUGUACAUUCCCAACCUGUGGACACAAUGUAACAGAAAAUGCAGUUGUUCAAAACAUUAAUUAAAAGCAAAAAAAGAAAAAAAAUCUCAGUAACUUUCUUCUAAGAAAACUAAACUUGCAGAUCUUGAAAUUUACCUCUGAGGGAUGGGGAAAUAGUUCCUGGGAUCCAUUUAGGUUAUCUUAGAGCAGUGAUACCACCUUCUGUGAUACCAGCAUCUCCAGUUAUACUGUGUACCAAAGCAUCCUGUUUUCUAGCCCAGCUGCUAUUACUUAAUAUGCAUAGGGAAUUUAGGAAGAAGAGGGAAGAGCAUAAAAACCUGGAAUAAAGAAAAGUGUAGUUAAAAAUAUUCCUCUAUGUUUUUAUUAAAUUAUUUAAAGCUGUUCUCUGAUGAAAAAAAAAAAAAAAAAGUUAACCAAAGCUUUCAACUUCCUGAUUGUUUUCUGUAAACUUUAAAUUUCUGUAGUUUGUCACUUCAGUUGGUUCAUAAAACUAUUUUUGUCCUUGC